Molecule: messenger RNA, 1080 nt
Organism: Aspergillus melleus
Lineage: Eukaryota; Fungi; Ascomycota; Eurotiomycetes; Eurotiales; Aspergillaceae
Product: guanine nucleotide-binding protein subunit alpha
Exons: 5
Coding region: 1-1080 (359 amino acids)
Biological process (GO): G protein-coupled receptor signaling pathway
Cellular component (GO): heterotrimeric G-protein complex
Molecular function (GO): G protein-coupled receptor binding; GTP binding; GTPase activity
Source: RefSeq, a predicted model, not a curated record
AUGGGUUGCAUGAGCUCGAAGCCGGUCAAUGCAGACGAUAAAGAUGCCGUCCAGCAAAAUGCCAGAAUAGACAAGGUUUUGAAGAAUGACAAAAAAGUGAUGGAUAGAACAAUCAAGAUACUACUUCUUGGUGCCGGUGAGUCGGGAAAGUCGACCAUCAUCAAGCAAAUGCGCAUCAUCCACGCGGGGGGCUUCCCCGAGGAUGAGCGCCGCCAAACACGUGCAGUGAUUUACUCGAACAUCGUCAUUGCUUUCAAAGUCUUGCUGGAGAUCAUGCGCGCAGAGAGCAUCGAGUUUCAGCACGACGGCACGAGACCCCUAGCAGAUCUUAUCGACCACUUGGAGCCGGAUGUAGGGUCCGAUGAAGCUUUCUCGGAUCUCAAAGUUCGCGACGCCAUGAGAGAUAUGUGGGACGACAGCGGCGUUCAGAAAGCUGUUGCCCGAGGGCACGAGUUUGCUCUUCAUGAUAACCUUCAUUACUUCUACAACUCGCUCGAUCGGAUAUUUGCCAGCGGGUGGCUUCCUGAUAACCAGGACAUGCUACAAGCCCGCCUGCGAACCACUGGAAUCACAGAAACGUUGUUUGAAUUAGGUCAAAUGAAUUUCCGUAUGAUGGAUGUUGGUGGACAGCGGUCCGAGCGGAAGAAAUGGAUUCACUGUUUCGAAGGCGUCCAGUGUCUACUUUUCAUGGUCGCUUUAUCAGGAUACGACCAAUGUUUAGUUGAAGACCAGAAUGCGAACCAAAUGCACGAAGCGAUGAUGUUAUUCGAGUCGCUAGUUAAUGGCGAGUGGUUCAAGCGAAAACCCAUCAUCUUGUUCUUGAACAAAAUCGAUCUCUUCAAGGGCAAACUCGACAUCUCCCCCGUUUCCAAACAUUUCCCAGAUUUCAACGGCUCGAACAACGACUUCGAUGCUGCAGCCAGAUAUUUCGCGGACAGAUUCCGCGGAAUCAACCGAAUUCCGGACCGAGAGAUCUACAUCCACUACACCAAUGCUACCGAUACGACGUUGCUGAAAGCAACCAUGGACUCGGUGCAGGACAUGAUUAUCCAGAAGAACCUUCAUACUCUCAUACUAUAG